AUGGCGGCCCAAACGGCGACGGCCGACUCUCUCACCCUGCCCACGGCUCUACACUCGGGCAGUGGGGCCGAGUCCGCUGGUGCUGCUUCGUCGCAGAAACCGUCGGUGGUCAAGCAGUUUCGGGGUUGGGCCGGCAACUUCACUAGGUCCGGCCGUACGACACCGGGGAUUGGUGUGGCCAAAGACGCGGCGCCCAAGUGGUGGAAGGUUCACUUGUUUCGGGGUAUGGUCAAUGACAUCCGCCGGAGAGCACCGUAUUACUGGAGUGAUUGGCGCGAUGCUUGGGAUUAUCGGGUUGUGCCGGCGACGGUGUACAUGUAUUUUGCCAACAUCAUGCCGGCGUUGGCUUUCUCGCUGGACAUGUUCACCAAGACGGGCAUGCAGUAUGGAGUGAAUGAAGUGUUACUGGCAUCUGUCCUGGGUGCCGUUGUCUUUGCGAUUCUUGCGUGUCAGCCGUUGGUCAUAGUGGGAGUUACAGGUCCCAUCACUGUCUUCAACUACACCGUUUACGACAUCAUGCUUCCAACAGGGACCAAUUACCUAGCAUUCAUGUGCUGGAUCGGUCUAUGGUCCCUCGUAUUCCACUGGAUCCUAGCCAUUACCAACGCCUGCAACUGGCUAAAAUACGUGACACGCUUCCCCUGCGACAUCUUCGGCUUUUACGUCGCCUUCAUCUACCUGCAAAAGGGGGUCCAGGUGCUCGAGCGUUUCGGCAACGACUCGCCCUUCUACCUCUCCGUCAUGGUGGCGCUGCUGGUCUUCAUGAUCGCCUACGCUUGCGGUGAGCUCGGCAGCAGCCCGCUAUUCCGGCACCCAGUCCGAGUCUUCUUGAAGGAUUACGGCACGCCGCUGACCGUCAUCUUCUUCACUGGAUUUGUGCAUCUCGGGAGGAUGAAAGUCAUAGAGCUGGAAAAGCUGCCCACAAGUGCGGCUUUCUUCCCCACUGCGGAUAGGGGCUGGUUCGUCCACUUUUGGGAAAUCAGUGUUGGUGAGGUGUUUGUGGCUAUUCCGUUUGCCAUACUGCUUACGGUGCUGUUUUAUUUCGAUCAUAAUGUCUCGUCCCUCAUCGCCCAAGGUACCGAGUUCCCCCUACGCAAACCCGCCGGGUUCCACUGGGACCUAUUCCUCCUGGGCCUCACAACUGGCGUAGCCGGCCUCCUAGGCCUCCCCUUCCCCAACGGCCUGAUCCCUCAAGCCCCCUUCCACACCGAGUCCCUCUGCGUCACGAAAGUCGAAGCCGACACGGAAGAAAACGGCGAGGCAAAGGGCCAUUACACGUGGAAGCGCACCCACGUCGUCGAGCAGCGCCUCUCUAACCUAGCCCAGGGGCUUCUAACCCUAGGCACCAUGACGGGCCCCCUACUCGUCGUCUUGCAUCUUAUUCCCCAGGCCGUCCUCGCAGGUCUCUUCUUCAUUAUGGGGUACCAGGCGCUCGAGGGGAAUGGCAUCACAGCCAAGGUCUUGUACUUGUGUCGGGAUAGGGCACUUACACCCGGUGGGCACCCCCUGAAUGCGAUACGCAGGCGUGGUGCUGUGUGGGGCUUUGUCGCGCUUGAGAUUCUGGGGUUUGGGGCUACAUUUGCUAUCACCCAGACCGUGGCUGCGGUGGGGUUUCCGGUGUUUAUCCUGGCGCUUAUUCCGGUCAGGGCGCUGUUAUUGCCGAGGUGGUUCACGCCACAGGAGUUGAACGUAUUGGAUGCGCCGACUGCGAGUCCGUUUACCAUGGAGAGUGUGGGGGGGAGUUAUGGGGGCGCGCAGGGGCACGGGUAUGAUGGUCAGGCCCGUGGUGAGGGUGAGGUGGAGGGCUUUGCGGGAACGACUGCUAAUGGAGAGGAUGCGAAGGGGGUUAUGCUGCAUGGGUUGCUGCUGGGGAGGAAGAGUGAGGAGGAGCUGGCGGAGUUGGGUGAGCAUAGAGGGAAGGCAAGGAUUCAAGGGGAUGUUGGGGCUAGUGGGGAUAAUAUUGAGAUGGGAAGGGUGGGUGUUAGCAGGCGGGGGACGUCGAGUCGGAGGGGCGGUCUUGAGUAG
Pseudomassariella vexata is the source of this 2025-nucleotide messenger RNA. RefSeq names its product HCO3 transporter family-domain-containing protein. Gene Ontology annotation, molecular function: solute:inorganic anion antiporter activity; borate efflux transmembrane transporter activity. The coding region runs from base 1 to 2025 and encodes 674 amino acids. The transcript is spliced from 4 exons. Gene Ontology annotation, biological process: transmembrane transport; monoatomic anion transport; borate transport. Gene Ontology annotation, cellular component: plasma membrane; fungal-type vacuole. NCBI's taxonomy places the organism in Eukaryota, Fungi, Ascomycota, Sordariomycetes, Amphisphaeriales, Pseudomassariaceae. The record is from RefSeq and is a predicted model, not a curated record.